Molecule: messenger RNA, 336 nt
Organism: Lactuca virosa
Lineage: Eukaryota; Viridiplantae; Streptophyta; Magnoliopsida; Asterales; Asteraceae
Source: the annotation of a GenBank genome assembly
AUGGAAGAUGAGAAUAUGUCGUUUAAUAAGAAAGUAGGAACAGCAGACAGUGAAGUUGGAGAAGUUUCAAGUGAAAAAGUCUACACCAUUCAAGGAGAACGGGGUGCAGGAUUUUCUUCUUUUCCUGUUCCUGUUGUGCCGACAACACUUGUGGAGAUAUCUCCGGCUACUACAGUUCAUGCUGCUACAGAAGCAACGCCUCCUGAAAUGGUUGUUCCGGUCAGUGCACAUAAUUCUUCUCUGGUUGAGGUUAAUUCAAAUGCGGUGGGUCUUGGUCCUGAUGCACCUGAAGUAGUUGCGGAUGAAAAUAGUUCUCCGGGUUUUGAACAACAUUAG